UUUUAUAAGUGACUAGUGAAGUGAAAGGUCGAACUGGAAGAAACUAAUCAAUCAGGAACACUACCAUUGGUGAGGGAAACGAUACCAACAGUGAAUUGUGAUACAAGUGAAUUGAUAAAACGGGACGAGGAAGAGAGUGAGUGUCGGAGUGAACGAGAAGGUGUUGAAGAACUGACACCCACGCAGAUGAAAAUUUCGCUUCCCCCGUAAAGCAGUGGAUGGACUAGCAAAUUGUUCCCAAAUGCAUUAGUGAGAUGAAUUAUUCCCAUGCAUAGCCCUCUGAACGAGUAACUUAAUCCCAGUGCACAGUUUGAGCCAACCUUUGGACAUUUCGAACAUUAAAUCAGAAUUGAAAUCGAUUGUGCAGCACACAAGCUGCUGUGCAUUAAGUCAAUUUUGUGGAUAGCAUAAAAAUAAAUAACUAAGCCUAGCACCUGCAGGGGUGUUAAAGCAACAAUUAUGCACAGUUUUCUGCUGGCUUUGUUCGGUUUGGUGGCGCUCGGAAGUGCGUCGCUAAGUUAUCCAAUUUUCGGCACUAAGCGGUACAGCAGAUCAAAUCUGCUCGCACCUAGUAACAGCUAUGGCAGCUCACUUUCGAUGCCUAUCUAUCCUCCAGUCCCGCAAUAUUACGAAACCCAGUCGCAGUUCAUGCCGUUGCCAUCGUACUCGAUGAGCCCCCCUUCCUCUUCGGAUUACUAUGACGAUAGUAGCUACUACAACAGCAAUUAUUAUUACGUGCCUCCGGUGCACCGAAGGCACCAACGGCAGGACAAGUAUCCCUCCUACGGGCUUCCUACCUAUCGGGGCGAAUACAAACCGACGCCAUACUAUUACGCACAUGCUCCCAGCUACAGCUACUCAGACGACCGUGAGUCCAACAAUCCCUUGGACGAUCUGCACGAAGAAAUGCUCCAAGAAGACGAGCGAGAGCGAGCACGAGAAUUCCUACCGGUCGGUCAGGAGCAAUGGUACGAAAGUCCUUCCCGGUCCGCGGCCGAUUCGGCAUUUCUGCGCAAUCUAAUCAUGUACAACAAUCAGAUGAACUCACUGCGCAGCAAACAACCGGACUCGAACGAGGAAUACGAAGAAUACGAAGAGGCUGUUGAACCCGAAUAUUAUGACACAUCCUACGCAGACAAUCGUAAUAAUUACAAUACGUUCGUCAAUCCAUAUAACAGUAAUGUGAAUGGUCGCGAUGCUCUCAGCAAGAUAACUAAUCUGCGAAAUAGUAUGGCGAAAAAUGCGGUCGAAGACGAUGAGGAGGUUCAAGAGCUUAAGUCCCUCAUACAUCAGCAGAAAAAUAGCAGGCAGCAGCAACAACAGCAGCAACAGCAGCAGCAGCAACAACAACAACAACAACAACAACAACAGCAGCACCAGCAACUACUUCAAAGGCAAACCGAAUCCCAGACCCCAGCUCCCUUCCAGGACAUCAAGCAACAACAACAACGCUCGCUAACGAACGACUACCAGCAAUACGGAUCCCCGGACAACUGGCAGCGAGAUAGUCCGGCUUACAAUGACUAUGAAUACGAAAACGAGUACGAUGACAGCUGGAGUCAUUGGGAUCGCAAACGAAAUAUUCAACCCAAGAAGGUUUCAAUCGGUCUACCGCCCUUCAUUGGUGCUACCACUAUUAGCAGCAGCAGCAGCACAACAACCACCACCACUUCCACAGCGGCCCCGGAGAUCGCCACGAAACCGAAGGUGGACAUCGUUCAGGGUCACAACGGACAGAAAGAGGUGGUACUGCCGAGGCCUGCCUCCCCGGUACGCAAUCCGUUCGUGAAUGGUAACGCCGCGGGUAUGGCGAAGAGCCACGCCGCACUUCCGUCGUCGGUAGAGGUUAAUGCGGUACCACAGUCGAAGCUGGUCAAGCCUUCCUCGUCGGGCAGCGUGUUCGACACGAUCAGGAAGAUCAUAGACAUGCAGCAGCACUUGGAGGACGUCGAUCUAACGCAACAACUCGACAACCAGAAGCACCAGGGCUUGAGGGUCCAGAAACGUUUCGUGGCCAGCGAGGGAUCGUUGGUCCAGCAGCUGGACGGUCUCAAACGAACGGCGUAAAUAUAAACUAUUACGAUGCACACAAAAACACUCCCAAACCGAACCGCUAACGUUUUUCAACUUAACUCGCAAAAUAUUUCCCUUCCUUUCGGUACCAGAAUACUUACUUAAAAUAUCCAACCUUCCUCCAACGUCCCCUCGUUUCCUUGCACACGACAAUUCCGGUUGAUUCCGGUUGAAUCGAAGCCGCGAAAUUUACGCUCCCACACAAAAAUACGCAUUUUCUUGAACAAAUCACUACGUUUAAAUACGACGAAUUUCUCAACGACUACUCAGCGUUAUAAAACAAAAAGCAGCACGACGCAACUACUUGGUGAUACUUAAUAUUAUAGGGACAAAAAUAAGAGAGAGAAAAAGGAUCAAUGUUUUUGUUUUCGCUCUUAAUUGUAAACUAGCCUAUUUUCACAUUGAUAUGUUAAAUGGUUUUGAUGAAUCACUUCGAAAGCGAAAAAUGAGUAUGAACGAAAAAAAAAAGCAGGAACAUACAUCACAAAAAUAAAUGAAAAUAACACAAAACAAAAAAAAUACACUGAUUGAGACUGAAUUAAUGUAAAUAAUUAUAAACUGAGUAUAGCAAACAAAAGUAUAUACAUAUAUAUUUAGGGAGAACGCGAGAGAGCAGGAAACAAGAUCUUUGAGAAUUUUUUAGAAUUUUAAGUCGCCGGUUUGAUUUCUGAUGAACCAGAAAUACUCUCUUCAUACUUGAACCGUUCGUUAUAGUGUGUGUACAUUGAUUAACAGCAAUUUGCGUUUAAGCUUUUGCCACAUUCAAUCUGAUCCGCUUGGACAUUCCGACAGGGAUGACGCUCACCUCGGUUCACGGUUCACGAGUUGGAAAAUAAGGAAAAUAAACCUUGAUCGGUAGGUGACCGUCAUCAAGUCACAAUUACUUAUUGCUAGGAGAUAAUCAUGUCAAUUUCUAGAGGAAAGAGAAAAGAAGAGGAAACAUUAGAUGCUUUUUUAAUAUUUUACACAUACACACACAGUUUUAGUAUAUUAUACAUUGUUAAUGGGGUGUUGCAAACAGCUGUUGCAUCCAAUCCCAACAAUAAGCUCCAGUAUAAGCUUCACUCGACCUGCAUACACAGCAACAGAAGAAGAAGAAAGUAACAAACUUUGCUCAAUUUAAUUGAGUUGAAGUUUCCAUCUGCGAACAAAACAAAAAAAAUCACUAAAGGUCACACAUAUAUAAAAGUAAACUAUUCACGUUAUAGAAGGGACAUUGAGACAGAGGAAAGAGACGAAAAGACCCUUCCAAUGGCAGCUAGAGCCCAGAAUUAAACAUGAAAAUGGAAUAAAAAAAAAUUAAAUAACUAACCUGUUGCUUCCGGCGGGGUGCUCCAAUGGGCUUUUCCUACCCUCGCAGGAGGGAAAGGGCUCCCACCCCGGAAGUGAAUGCAAUGACAUAGGCAAAAAAAAUUAAAAUUUCCGCGGUUCCGCUAAUGAUAAAUAAUUAUUGAAAAACGUAGCUAUGAUAAUGACAAAAUACACAGGCAACUAUAAUUACACUAUCUACCAUAAACGAACUGAUGUUUAGCAGAGAACAGAGAACAGGUGAACCAAAAACUAAACGUUUUGGGGUCAACUUCAGGCAGCAGAAUCAAAAGCAUGAGGUGACUCUAACUUGUAAAUAAAAUUUUAAGCAGUGGAAAAUCAGAUAACAAACACAGCAUCUUGUAUCAAACUUUGUUCCUUCCAGAACACGAACAUUUUGCUGCUGCUUUUACUUUCCCGCUGUGAAUCUACAUCUACGAAGCGGAUAGCUCACAACCAUUCGCUUUCCUUCCUUCCGAGAAUUUCCUUUUCAACCUUUGACAUUUCAAUCCGACCAACUUUCUGCCUUUGGGCAACGGACCGGAUUAUUAUCAUUUUCCCUCCUGCGCACUGAUUAAAAUAAGCACACCACAUUCCUUAUCAUUACUUGAUGUCCUGCGUUUCACAGGCCAGGCGCGGGUGCUAGUGGCACUGAAAUUAACAUAACCUGAAACAGGAUAGCCCAGCAACGUUGGAAUUUCUCUUGUAAUGGAUUAUGUUUUGAGCGGAAGCCCACACACGAGAGUAAGGACUGCAUGUAGCUCGAAUAGUACUGGCUAUUUGAUACUGAUUUAACUAGAGAAAAGAAUUUUGCUGCUUUUCUGUCAAUCCCCCUGGUAUAUUUUUUUUCAAGACUCGCACGCUUGAGAAAUAUUUCUCUCCAGUUUGAGAGAUAGACAUCGCUGUGUGCGAGAGAUAACACAAUCCAACACAGACCACACCACACUUGCUCUCUCCGCAAAUCCUCAGCACUUGUUAUGACGUCAAUUGGUGAAACUACGCUCGAUACAGGAUCAAAUUUCUAGCAAUUAGAAUAAUUUCCCCACAAAUCGUAACGCGAAGUCGGCGGAGCGGAAAAUCCAUGUCGCAUUUAUGCUAUCGCCACGUAACCAUACCGUGUCGCGGUUUGCAUGCACGAGGACACUCUGUGGCAUCUGGAAUACACUCUCGAUGCACGGAUCAGCUGCUUUUUCUGCUGAGGUUUAGCCAAUGCCAAGGUUAUCCUCUCACGAGGAUUUGUUGGCACCCUGACACUUCUAUCCUUGCUUGUUGUUUGCUACCAAAUAUCGUCUAAGUUGGAUUAAGUGCAAAGUACACGGCUUCGCCCCAAUACACUAGUGCAAUAUGUAUAGUAAAACUGAUGCAACAAAACAACGUACCUAAGCAAAACUGAAGUAAUUUUAAACUGGAGGUGACCAAAAAACCAACCUAAGUAACUUCAAUUUCAAACGCGCAUUUGGUAACACAAAGCUAGGACAUGAAACACAAUAACAUGAACCGAACAAACUAAUAAAUGGAAAUAACCAGUAUUUAAAAUAAAUAGAUAUACAAACAUUAAAUAACAAAAACAUCUACUUUUCCAUUCAAUCCAAACAAAAAAAAACUAAUAUUUGUCAGAAGAGAAAACAAAUCAUAUCCAUUCGCACGCCACAAACCAGAACGAAACGUUCCUUCCUUCGCACCAACUCCAUUGAUGAGUCGCUAGGAAGUGUAGGCCGAACAACCUUCGAUCGGGCUGGCCUCGUCUCAUUCAACGGCCAUGAAAAGUAAAUCUCAUCAGCCCAAUUGGACAACCCAGUUGAAAAAUUCCAUCGCUUGGGGAAUUUCCCGAGCUCCUUCUUCCCCAGAUUUUCCGCUCAAAACUCGCGUCUCAAAUCGUCAAGUGACGAACGAAGCACUGCGGGUGAUUUGGAAAAUUGCCAUCACACAAUUCACUUUCACUUUCACUGCCUUGCAGGAUUCGUUCCAAGAGUUCACGCGUUUUGCUCAUCUUGGAGGCACUAAACUUCUGAACCAAACCACGCGUCUCCAUUUAAAACCCUCAAAGAAGCACGGGAAAAAAAAUCCCGGAUGUAAACGACUCAUCAGCUCCAUUUAUAAUUCAUCAUAACCCGAAUCACGAAGGAGGGAGUCGCGAGAUGAAAACAAAAAGAUAGAUGUGAGGCUGUAUCACUGAUUGCGAUUGCUAGAUGAAACGAACGAUGAGUUGCUGGAGAGCGUUAAAUUGAUUUUCCAAAGCCCGCUGCCAAAGCGUUUUUAUUUUCUCGUUUGUUUGUUUGCCUACUUAGCUUCAAGUCGAAACGGAAAUGUUAGAGAAACAGUUCAAUGAAACAAAAAAUAUAAUCUGUAUUGAUGCAAAUAAGGACAGGAAACACACACACAUACAAAUGAUACAACAAGUGUGUAGAAGAGAAACUGAAUUUGACAAUAACUAACUUUUUAAAAAAAAGUAUAUUUUUUAUUAGAAAGAGAUGAAACUGUAAGUUUUUAGUACAAAACCACCACUGUUGAACAGAACAAUGCCCAACUCUUUUUUGCCCGAAGCAAAAAAAAAGAAAAACAUAAAGUCAUCUGUGUUCCUCCGUUCCGAGUGCUUAUCCAACCAACCGGAGACAGAGAAGAAAUGGGGGAAAACUCAAUGACCGCUAGCUAUGAGAUGAAUGUAACACUUUUAACGUAUUUAUUUGGUUGUUUCGCAAACAAAACAAAACAAAAAACCAUAACGUCGUGCCAAGUUUUUGAAGCUGAAUCACAGCACCGUUCCUUUUCCUCUUCGAUGAACUUUGUGAUUGAGACACACUUAUGCACAGCAACAAAAAUCGCAAUGAGAGAAAAAAAAUGUAAAAGUAAGUGGAUAAUUUUGUACAGAAUAUUAUAAAAAAAUGUAAGAGAUCGUGGUGUUUUUUACUAGACAAAAAUUUACCAACAGUUUGAAUUUUGUUAGCCUGCGCAGCUGCUUGGUAUCAUCGGUCAGCCGAACUGCUCAGCCAGAUGCGGCCAACUUGAGCAACUCCGUUAAUCAUCGAUGUCAACAUUAUAUAGUAUCUGUUUUCGUUCAGCGGCUGUCCCGGGCUGGGCGAUCCGCAGCUGACCGAACCGCAGCGCGACAGGGGUUGUAAUCGCCUGUGUUGAAACCAUUUUAUUCGAAGCAUCGAAAUUGGAAUUUGGAUUUCAAUUUUGGAAUGGUGAGAGAAGCGUUGUUAGAAGCACAAAAUAAUUCGAACAGUCCGAACAGGGACCGGAUGUGAGGUUCGAAAAAAAAUAAUGAUUGGAUCAAAUUGGAACCCAAUUUCCACUUCAGCACAAUAUAAUUCUAACCAGUAAGCCACAAUAGAGACAGAGUUUUGUCGCGUACAGAUCGAAACUAUUUCUUUGAAAUAACAGUAUUAUGCAGCUUUCAGAAAAAAAAUAAGAAUCUGUUGGGACGAGUUAAAACAGCUGAGACAUGAAGAAAGCUACCUACCACACAACGCCCCACAUACUCUAAUCAUAACCAGACUAGUAAAUCCGAGACAGAAAAGUGGAAUUUGAGGCUUCUUCUAUAUAUAUAUAUAUAUAUAUAUAUAUAUAUAUAUAUAUAUAUACAUACACAAAUGUACAUAUCCUCUCUAUAUAUAUUUAUAUACUACCAAGAGAAGAAAAAGCUGCUUUGUACAUAUAAUAUUAAUUAUACUAUGACCAUGAAAAACAAUUGAGAAUAAAAGUAACGUGAUGAGACGAA
Messenger RNA from Toxorhynchites rutilus septentrionalis, 7102 nucleotides. Its product is annotated as probable serine/threonine-protein kinase fhkB. NCBI's taxonomy places the organism in Eukaryota, Metazoa, Arthropoda, Insecta, Diptera, Culicidae. Bases 460 to 2067 code for a protein of 535 amino acids. The transcript is spliced from 3 exons. The record is from RefSeq and is a predicted model, not a curated record.